AUGCGCCUUCUCACCGCACUAUUCUGCCUCGUGGCUGCGGCCAGCGCCGAUAAGUUGGGGUACAAUUAUCAGCCAGUCGGUCAUUCGGGCUCCGGUCUUUCAUUUUUGCCUGGAGGAGCAGCAUCCAAUCCAGCACCGGCUAUAUCUGAGCCUGCAGAGCCGUCCAGAUACCAACCAGGCAACACCGCUGAGGCGUCCAGAUACCAACCAUCCGCCCCUAUCGCUGCACCCAGCGCUGCUGAGCCCGAAUAUGCUGCACAACCCGAACUUCAAAAGGAAUUCUUCACAUAUACCGCUGAUGAAAGCGCUUUCGAUGAGCCCGAUGCAGCCCAACAAUCCGUCAGCGAUUUGAAGAAGAGUCUGCGCGUCAUCUUCAUCAAGGGUCCGGCUUCGAGUGGCUUGGAACAGGGUGCCCUACAACUGGCCAAGCAGGCUUCCCAACAGGAAACCGCCAUCUACGUGCUGAGCAAACAGGCCGACAUCGGAGAUCUGGCCAACAAGCUGAACAGCAUUAACGACAACAAGAGCAACAAACCGGAGGUGCACUUCGUCAAAUACCGCACUCCUGAGGAUGCCGCCAAUGCCCAACGUGCCAUUCAGGGACAAUACGAUCAGUUGGGCGGCGCCUCAUCACAUCACGAUGGUGGCGUUGCUCCCUCCCUCAACUUUGCGUCUAGUGCCCCCGCUCCUAUAGCUGCCCCUGCUCCCAACAGCUCCUAUUUGCCCGCCUCCGUGCUGCGAUUGUUCCGUCUAUAA
Messenger RNA from Scaptodrosophila lebanonensis, 756 nucleotides. RefSeq lists its product as uncharacterized. The transcript has 3 exons. The coding region runs from base 1 to 756 and encodes 251 amino acids. The record is from RefSeq and is a predicted model, not a curated record. Lineage: Eukaryota; Metazoa; Arthropoda; Insecta; Diptera; Drosophilidae.